This is a messenger RNA of Linum trigynum, 345 nucleotides long. NCBI's taxonomy places the organism in Eukaryota, Viridiplantae, Streptophyta, Magnoliopsida, Malpighiales, Linaceae. The record is from the annotation of a GenBank genome assembly.
AUGAACAAAAGGCAAGAAGAUUUUCAGGCUUUCAUCGGCCUGAAAGGCAUCCGAAUCUCUGAAAAUCAAAUGAGAGAGGCAGACAAUCCGCAGUCGCAUUUGGGUUCUGAUUCAGCAAACGAAGAUAUAGAUUCAAUCGAGUUACCUGCUUCGCCCCUGCGUACGACUAAUGGACAGUCGAACUCGAAGUGCUCCCGGGAAGGAAAAAGUGGGGGAAGGAGAGUGUCGGCGUGGACUUCCGCCGCCGGGUUCCGCGAAUUCGGGGGAGUCGCGGCGGUGGCUGGAUUUGGGUGCGAAGAAGGACUGCAAAGCCGGCGACGCGUUAUGCCGUUGAUUGAAGGUUAG